AAUCGGUAAGUAAAUGAAAGCAACAGUAAUAACCGUAGAGAAAAAAGCAUUAUGUCACACAAGCCUACUAGAAAUAGACUGACGUGAAAAAUCGUAGUCAUCGAAUAAAGCACACUUUCAAAAAACAGCAUGGGUAUUACUGCUGCACGGAAAAAAAGAUAAUGUUUUUAAUUACCCUCACAUUCGCAGCAAUACUCAAGUAGGCAUCGAAAAUUGUUAAACACGUUUUGUUCUUUCGGUCUCGGUUUUGUUUAUAAUCAGAAGUUCGAAGAAUCUAACUUUUAAUUUUUUUGAUUUAUAAGCAAUGGAGCUUUCGACCAGUCAGAAAGACAACCGAGUUCUCAUCUAUAACGGUUUUGAGUAUCUGUAUGCUAAAACAUUAAAUGGAAUAGAUACAUGGAAGUGCCGUGAAAAUCGACAAUCGAAGUGCCAUUCCCGUAUGAAGACAAGAAACAACGACAUUAUACAAGAGCCAAGUAGUCACAGUCAUGAUGCCUGUCCUCAAAAAGCUGAAGCAAACAUCGCAAAAAGACGAAUGGUAGAAGCCAUGGCUGAAAUAAAUGCCACCGCCCGCAAUGUUAUUGGAGAGACAUUGUCAAAACUAAGCACGGAUGUAAUUGCUUAUCUGCCAAAGCAAUCUUCCCUUGCUAGAACUCUUCGAAACCACCGAGUAAUGAAGCACUUGCCAAAUCCACCCACGGCAGAUUUUGCAAUUCCUGAGAAAUACAGGGAUCUUGUAUUACACGACUCGGUAUUAGACGGUUCAAAUCGAAUUUUAAUAUUAGGAGAUCGAGAUUUAAUGGGCAAAUUAAGUCAAGACACACUAUUCGGCGACGGAACAUUUGACAAAGCACCAAAUAUGUUUUACCAACUCUAUACAGUCCAUGCCAAAGUAGGAAAUUCGUAUCCACCAUGUGUGUAUAUACUGCUGACGAAGAAAAAUGAACAAACGUACUUGGAGAUGUUUAAUAUUUUAAAAAGGUGCUGCCGGAAGAGGUCCACUAUUUCAUCCUCGAACAUGGAACCACUACGAUACAGCUCUCAAUGAAUCACCAAGGACUACUAAUAGUUGCGAAGGAUUUCACAAUGCCCUCAAUUCUAUAUUUCAUUGCAGUCACCCAAGUGUGUGGACCCUUUUCGAUGGAUUGAGACGAGAUUUAGCUUGUCACAAGCUUACAUUAGUGAACUCUGAAACUAACCAACUGGAGCCUACUAAAAGGAAAUACAGGAAACUUUACGCGAUUGUAGCCAGUUCAGUAGAAAAAUAUCAUGGAACAAAGGACAAGUUAUCUUAUUUAAGGAAAAUAGCUAAUAUACAAUAAUUAAUAUUCCUCUUUAUCAACUAUUACAAUGGACUUUUAAUGAAUUUUCGAUAUGAGGAAAUAUUACAUUGUUCUUCGCAAAAAUAAAAACAU
Messenger RNA from Toxorhynchites rutilus septentrionalis, 1415 nucleotides. RefSeq lists its product as uncharacterized. The coding region runs from base 305 to 1048 and encodes 247 amino acids. NCBI's taxonomy places the organism in Eukaryota, Metazoa, Arthropoda, Insecta, Diptera, Culicidae. The record is from RefSeq and is a predicted model, not a curated record. The transcript is spliced from 2 exons.